Messenger RNA from Diachasmimorpha longicaudata, 5760 nucleotides. It is a transcript of the gene Gpp, whose product is annotated as grappa. Gene Ontology annotation, molecular function: histone H3K79 methyltransferase activity. NCBI's taxonomy places the organism in Eukaryota, Metazoa, Arthropoda, Insecta, Hymenoptera, Braconidae. The record is from RefSeq and is a predicted model, not a curated record. The coding region runs from base 694 to 4695 and encodes 1333 amino acids. The transcript has 7 exons. Gene Ontology annotation, cellular component: nucleus. Gene Ontology annotation, biological process: regulation of transcription regulatory region DNA binding; DNA repair; DNA damage checkpoint signaling.
CCGUGGAAACGACAGUCCAUGACGCCAUGUUUUGAUGUCGUCAUUCCCCCUGUACCCCCCAGUAAUCACCAUUCCACUAGUGUUUUCCGUCGUGCGGUUUUAAUGCCAUUUGUGGAUCUCCUCUCUCUGUUCUCUGGCCAUUUUUUUUCAUUUUCCAUAUAAUUAUUUUUCAACAAUUUAAUGUGCAUAUGUGUUCAUCUAUAAAUCACAAUAAUAUUUAAUCAGUACCAUUUACUGAUAUGUUACUCUACAUCUGUGUUACUUGAGUAGUUGUGGACAAAUAAUUUGAGUCGAGGAAAAAGGCGUCAGGUGUAAAAACGAAAAAAUUGAAGUAUUUCUGUGGUGCUUCAUGUGCGGAAAAAAGACGGCGGAGCGGGGGGAGUCCGCCAGCGUCCUCAUCUACGUGGUGGUAGAGUCCUAGAGGAUGUGAGAUACCAAAUAACAAUAAAAAUAGUAAAAAUAACUGAGGAUAUUUAACGUGGACUUUUACUGGGUUACAUCACUGAAAAAUAAGAACGUCUCGAUUAAACGGAGAGAGAGAGAGAAGAAAAAAAAUACACACACACACACACCUCCUCCAUAAAAUUAUUUUCGACGAGAAGAAGUGCAACUACAGCUGGUAUUCGUAUUUUGGAUUAUUUUGAUACUGAACGGGAAACGUUUUGAGUUCUGUUGAACAAUUUCUACAGAGUUAUGGAGUUGAGAUUACAUUCACCAGCGGGAGCUGAGCCCAUCGUUUAUCAGUGGCCACUUACCUCUGGCUCGGGUUCUGACCGUCACGAUGGGGCACUGGACGUGGUGGAGACAAUGAGAUGGGUGUGUGAAGAUUUGCCAGAUUUAAAACUGCCGUUGGAGAAUAAUAUACUAGUUGAAUAUGACACAAGGAAUUUUGAGAGCAUGAAGGCCCUGUGUGAUCGUUUCAACAGAGCUAUUGACAGCCUCGUUCAGCUCGAAAAAGGAACCAGUUUACCCUCACAGAGACUUAAUAAACGACCAACUAGGGGAUUACUUCGACAUAUUCUUCAACAAACGUACAAUCAAGCUGUUGUUGAGCCUGACAAGCUCAAUCAGUAUGAGCCAUUUUCACCAGAAGUUUAUGGAGAAACGAGUUAUGAGCUUGUUUGUCAGAUGAUUGAUCAGAUUGAGAUCACUGAGGAUGAUGUUUUUGUCGACUUGGGCUCAGGUGUUGGCCAAGUUGUGUUGCAAAUGGCAGCAGCAACUGCUUGUAAAAUUUGCCUGGGGGUUGAGCGAGCUGAUGUGCCUUCACGUUAUGCACAGGGUAUGGAAACAAAUUUUCGCAAAUGGCUGAACUGGUAUGGUAAACGGUGCGGAGAUUAUCGUCUUGUAAAAGGUGAUUUUCUCGCUGACGAGCAUCGCGAAAGUAUUACUAGUGCAACAAUAGUAUUUGUUAAUAAUUUUGCAUUUGGACCGACCGUUGAUCAUCAACUGAAAGAACGUUUCGCUGAUUUGCGUGAUGGAGCUCGUAUUGUCUCAUCGAAGUCAUUCUGUCCGUUGAAUUUUCGAAUAACAGAUCGAAAUUUAAGUGACAUCGGAACCAUAAUGCACGUUUCUGAAAUGACUCCCCUGAAAGGCUCAGUCUCAUGGACCGGUAAGCCCGUGUCUUAUUAUCUCCAUGUGAUCGACAGAACAAAGCUCGAGCGUUACUUCCACCGAUUGAAAAACAACAGACUAGGUGGAGGAGAUAUUGAAAAUUCUGAGUCUGUGAUAAGCAACACUGCCAGCAACCAUAGUAAAUUAUCGGUGAGAUCAGACAGAGGUGAGAGAGCAAAGAGGGAUCUAUCAAGGCAACUAGAGAGUCCAAAUAACAAUGAAUUAGUGGGUACAAAUAGUGACUCAGACAUUGACGAAAACAUGAAGAGCAGACGUCAAACGAAGAUCCACAGAAAAUUAAACAGAAAAGUAGCAGGAGCGGCUAUUGUUAGGCAGCAAUCAACGAGAGGUAGACAACGUGGUAGAGCUGUUAAAAAGACUAAACCAAAGAAGGCGAUUAAUAUAUCUGGAUUGGAUUUGCUACACAGUCAGACACUCCUCAGUACUUCACCACAGGCGAUUGGUAAAAAAUUACCUCCAGCACCGGGUUGCAUCGAUCAACAUCUUUCAUCUCUUUCGUUGUCUCUCCAACCACAUUCUACCUCAGUUCAUGAGGAGCUGAGCAUACCCCCAGCACCAUCAGCAACCCCUUAUGCACUGCAAAUUCUCCUCGAUCUUUAUAGGGACCAAUUCAUGCUCACUCUUGAAUCAAUGAGAACACCAGCUUACAAACAAUCAGUUACUGCUGAUCUUACUAAAGAAAGAGAGCGUAAUUCAAAAUUACAAUCACGUGCUGCCCAAUUGGAAAAGCAAAUUAAAGUACUAAUUGACGAUAGUGUAGCUUUACUUAAAGCACGAAUGACUGAAUUAGGUAUAAAUGCGACAUCACCGGGUGAUUUACUUGCUAAAGCUAAAGAGAUUGUUUUGAGACAUAAGCAAUUGCAGGCAAAGGCUAGUAAACUUCAGGCACAGGUGUCAUCGAUGGAGACCGAACAGUCCCGACUAGCUGCACAAAGACAUCAGGAAAUCGAAGAUAAAUAUAAUCUUCAUAAUUCACCAGCUGUUUUAACACCUGAUUAUAUUCUCAAAGAAAUAUCGCAGACUCUCUCGCAGAGAAAGAAAUUACAUUCACAGGUCUCAAAACUCGAGCAUGAAUUGAAUGUACUCGAGCGUACAACGACUGAAAAACAAGCAGUUCUGUCUCAGCAACAGCGAGAAUCUUUGUCGAAUAAACAAUCACAAAAUCAUCACUCACAGCACAAUGGGAAAUCAGCUUCGUCUCGUAAACACCGAGAUGCCCGUUCACGUUCCCAAGAAUGGCCAGAUGUACCAGACAUAGGAAAAAUUCAGGAGAACAAUCCAGAGAUACUGGCGCAAAAAAUUCUUGAAACAGGACGUCAGAUCGAGGCUGGCAGAAUACCAAAUCGUCACAAUUCAUCAUCAAAUCCUCCCAGUAAUCGUCCACGUUUGCCCCAAUCAAACUACAAUUUUUCCCCAUCUCACAAUUCCCAGAGAGACCAAACGAAUCGUAUUCAGGAGCCACCGAGAGUAGCAAAUUUUGAGGAUCGAUUGAAGAGUAUAAUAACCAGUGUAUUGAAUGAGGAUCAACAAAAUCGUACAAAACAACAACAACAGCACUCAGCUCAACAACAGAUACCUCAAAUGCCAUCACUUUCAUCCCAAUCGUCAGAGCCUGACAGAAAGCGUCAAGCAUUACCUCCAAACGCUCCAGCUCCUGAUUACACUCAAGUAUCACCCGCAAAAUUGGCCCUUCGUCGUCACCUGUCUCAAGAACGUUUGACAUCUCAUGUACCAAAUGACAGACCUGUUGAUUGUCGUCAACAACCCCCCGAGACACGAACAAAUCCACCUGGUCAUGGAUUACUUGGUACAAGAACUAUUGGUGAUUUAGUGAGUGGGGAAAUUGAACGAACUCUCGAAAUAUCAAAUCAAUCUAUUAUAAAUGCUGCUGUUGACAUGAGUGGUAUCAUAAGACCAGAGACUGUUUAUUCACCAAUUUCAAGACCAGCAAGUGCUGAGGGUGAUACUGGCCUUGCCACAUUGGCACAUGUUGCCAGUUAUGCACCAACAUGUUCAUCAGUAACUCAACCCACAACAACACCAUCAAGAUCCUCAGUUUUAUUUACCCCAGCAAAUCAAAAUCAACGCUAUACACCAGUACAACUGCCAAGGGCUGAUAUAAAACCUUAUCAUGAAUCAUAUUUUGCUGAUAAUUCAUCUAUGAUAAAUCAGACACAAACAACACAGCCCACAGCUUCACUUCAUUCGUCCCAAGGAGCCAAUGGUGAUGUACCUGUUGAAGGACUCGCUGCUUCACUACAUGCUAGAAUACUUAGUAAUAAUCACAGUGGAAAGAACGAGACAAAUAGUAGGAGAUAUGCCCCUUAUCCACGCUACAAUAAUACAAGUGAUAGGGUACCAUCGCCACCGAUUCAACCUACUAGUGUUAAAAAUGAAACUAGUGUAUCAUCAGUGAGCACUAGUGGUGCACCACUCAGUCCACCCGUUGAACCCCACUCCAAUACGUCAACCCCUCUUGUUGAUGAACCACAGAUGAGCAAUCAGAGGCAAAGAAAUGGCAUUGGUGAUGAUGCGAUUCAGGCGCACAGAUCAGAGGGGAAAAACAGAAAGAUAUGGCUGCCUUUGGGUUGGUUCGUGACUCCUGGAAAAAAUAUGUUGGCAACGGAAUUUUCAGACGGUGAAGCAGAUUGGCAAGAUCGCAUAAGUUCGGGUUUCGAUCGUCUUGUGGCAUUUGCUUCGACAGAGCUCGAUAAACGUCGAAGAUCAACUGAAGGUGUUAACACGAGUCCAGACAGUGGGCUUGGAUCGGAUGCUGCAAUUGGCCCACCACCAGUUAUUCCAUCACCUGAUGAAGCACUUGGACCACCGAGAACACCAUCACCCACCAGUCCACGUCCACCCAAUCCAUCGAGUAAUACAUCGUCAUCAGUACCCUUGAAAUAUCAACGUCAGCCAGAUCCUGAACGUCAUCAUUUCAAGAAAAAAUUUUUUCAUCGCGAUUGGAAUAAUUCUGGCAGCACUAGUAAAUUUCGACCCAAAGGAAAGGACUGGGAUUGGCACAAUAAUUGCGGUCAUUGGCCACCGAAUGGCGAACAGUCGUAACUCCUCACAUUUAUUGUUUCUUUUGUAUUAAUUUUAAUUGCAUCUUAAAUCUUGUUUUUGUUUUUUUGUUUUCAAUUUUUUUAUUCUAUUUUUUUUGCAUUAAAACGAGACUUUGAAUCUUUAUGUAGCGAUUCAUGAAAUAUCCGAGUUCAUUUAUUCAUAUGAAGAGACGUUAUUGUAGGAACAAAAUUAGGAUGUUUUCAUUUUCUAUUGUUUAUUUGCACUUUUUGUCCUUUUUUUUAUAGUUCAUUUAAAAAAAUUAUUUGACAAGUAGACUUUCCCCAUGUCCUAUAACUCAUUGCUUCUGGGUAUUUAUUUCAAUAUAUACAAAUGCAGCACUAUUAUAUUGAGGGAUGAAUUACCUUUAGAGAGAGACUGAUGCAAUGACUAGUUUAUAGUUAUUUAUUAAGAGGAAGAUAAAAUGAGAUGAGAAACCUUUGUGUGUUCGUUGCAGAACGUUGUAUCACUGGAAAAUAUGAUAUUCCUUUAGUACGAUUUGUCAGAUUCAUUUAAUGAUCAAUAAAAUGACUGAUGUGUUCAUAUUCUAAUUAAUUGAGUGUAGAAAUGUGGAUAAGAGCGAGUGAAUCAGAGAUACUAGAAUUGAAAGGAACUGAAGAAUGAUGUUAAAGUAGAUGCGCACAGCAUGUCCGAAUGUUCUCAAGGACUAUCAACAAAAGUGCGUAUCACGUAGUUGAAAUAUGGUUGAAUCACCAUCAAUUUAGGCUACAUUAUGCAUAGAUUCGUGUGUGAAGUGAAUCUCAUAUGCUUGUACAGUUGAACGAAAUGCGAUACAAUGAUUUCCCGUAAAAGCAAGAACAUUUAAACAUCAGAACAAAAUGCAAAUAGCAUUAAUCGAUAUGUAAUGGAUACAUAACUUGUAUGUAAGCAUUUCUUAGGGAAUGAGAGAUAAAGUUGAAAAUUAAAACAAAAAACAAUACACUAGCAUGUUAAUACACUGCCGAACGUUCUAUUUAAUUUUAUGAUGAUUAGUGAAAACAAUCAUGAUCAAUUAUUUAUUGUUUUAUUGGAAUAUUUUAAUACUAAGGUUUUUGUAACAAUCAAAAA